UUUUUUCUCUUAUGAUUUUUUUUAAAUUUUUUUUAUAUAUUUUUUAUUAUUUUAUUUAUUAAUAAAUUUGGUGGCUAUUGUAUAGCCUCCUUUUAUAUCAAAAAAAAUCCACCUUAGGGGGAAGAGUGGCACGUUAUAGAACGCUCAUGGCAUUUUAUUAUUAAAAAAAUAAAUAAAUCGCCCAUGGAAAGGUGGUUCACCGGCGAAUGAUCUCGCGAUGAGGCCGUCGGAAGGCGUAGGAGAUGGCGGGGAAGAUGUCGCCGCCGGCUUCGCCGCCGAAGGAUUCAGGGAGAGUGGGAAGGACGAGGGCACCCAUCCGCCGGCCCUCCGGGCUCCGGCCCAUCUCAUUUCCCGGGUCUUCUCGCAGCUCGACUGCGUCGAUCUCCUCAACUGCUCUCUCGUUUGCAAGCAGUGGUAUAGGGAGUCUGCAGAGCUGAGGGAGGGUUGGAAGAAUGAAUACUUAGAUGCCUGGCAUCAUCUAUAUGGGCUGUGCAUUAAAAGAGAAACACAUCCACCAUCCUCCACCUGCUCAAUAAGAGGUGUGCGUAGUUGGUGUCCUUGAUUUUUUGUUCCUUGGUCACUAUUCCAAUGAGAAGAGAUGACAGUGUAAUGCAUUAACUAUGUAAAAUGAAAUAUUUCUGUAAACUUACAUGGGAUCUCCAAGGAAGAACGUAUGCAAUAUAUAUACGACUGUAGAUCCAUGAGGUGUGACAUGUUGUAGUUAUUGAUUGCAAUGAAUUAGUUCACAUGAAAAUUAGAAGGCUUAUGUGAAACUUCUGGUUUUCCAAGAAACAGAACAAUUUCAAAAUUCAUAAAGUAAAUGUAGCUUGGAUGCUAUUGAAUAA
Messenger RNA from Elaeis guineensis (African oil palm), 845 nucleotides. RefSeq lists its product as uncharacterized. Lineage: Eukaryota; Viridiplantae; Streptophyta; Magnoliopsida; Arecales; Arecaceae. The record is from RefSeq and is a predicted model, not a curated record. Gene Ontology annotation, molecular function: protein binding.